UCUGGUUCUAAAGAGGAAAGUGUCAGCAGCUCCGAGGAUCAGUGAACUCAGCAGGCUGAGCUGAUUGCGCUCCUUUUCCAGGACGUUUUGCAGCCUUAUUAAAGAGCUUUGUUCCCCACUUUAUUACAGGACAAGAGGCAGAAUAAAAUCCAGCAUAUAUCAGUGGGGAUUCAUCCACCUGCUGUCUGCCGGAGCCACCGGCAGGAGUUUGUCCCCUGCAGCAGCGGCAGCAGCAUCGAGCGGCAGAAGUUGCGCGUUUUUUUCCCAACCACAUCUCUUCUUUCCACCUUCAUGCUCUCCACGCGAGCUGACGCGCAGAGGAGCGAGAUGCUCGUCGGAUCUGAGGCUCUGUUUGCGCCUGGAAAAUGACUGCAGCCGCGGGUGAGCUUUCCACCAUGGUGAGGAGAUGCCCUGUCACUUUCAAACCGUUCAGGAUCUUUGUAGUCGGGGUCGGCUUCUUCAGCCUGUGCUUUCUAAUGACCUCUCUCGGGGGUCAGUUCUCGACCAAGCGACCCGGAGACCCGCCUUUCACCACUCGAGCUGAAGUGCUUGGUGGCCAAGACUCUCGUGGGGUGUUGAGAAAAAUCAGUGACAUGCUGGAAAUGAUUAUGAAGAGGAUGGACACUCUGUCAAAACUGAGCAACACCACUGACACCCGCAGGCUGGAUGAACUCAGCUCCGCCCUCGACAGGAUUCAGCCGAUGGGACUAGUGGAGCGGAUCCAGGCCAUUGCUCAGAACAUGUCUGACAUGACCAUGAGGGUGGAGCAGAUACUGCAGCGCAGCAUGGCCAACAACCGAGUUCGAGAUGGAGCCUUUGGGUUUUGUGAAAUUCCCAAAGAUCCUCGUUAUCCCGACUGCAGCAGCAAGAUGGAUGCUGUGUUCCAGUCUGAUAUUGGGACUCUGCUGGAGCAGGUGGGCACUGGGAAGGAGUCUUUGAGCUUCAUGAAGAGACGAAUACGCAGGCUGGCAGCGCAGUGGGCCUCCGGUGCCCGACGACUGCAGGACAAACUCCACAGCCGCUGGAGAGAGCAAAAGAGGAUUCUAGUCCAUGUCGGCUUCCUGACGGAGGAGUCUGGAGAUGUGUUCAGUCCCAAGGUGCUGAAGGGAGGUCCUCUGGGGGAGAUGGUGCAAUGGGCCGACAUUCUCACUGCUCUACAUGUGCUCGGACAUGAAGUCAAGAUCUCGGUUUCUCUGAAGGAACUGCAUGGGUUUUUGGGUGUCCCUCCUGGAAGAGGAAGCUGUCCCCUGACAGGACCUUUACCCUUUGACCUCAUCUAUACUGACUACCACGGUUUGCAGCAGAUGAAGCAGCAUAUGGGUCUGUCUCUGAGGAAGCACAAGUGCCACAUCCGCGUGAUUGACACCUUUGGGACUGAGCCUGCCUACAAUCACGAGGAGUACGCCACCCGUCACGGCUACAGAACAAACUGGGGCUACUGGAACCUUCACAGCCAGCAGUACAUGACCAUGUUCCCCCACACACCUGACAACUCCUUUAUGGGCUUUGUGGCGGAGGAGCUGAAUGAGACCGAGAGGCUGUUUAUUCAGAGGAACAAAGUCAACAACAUGGCGGUUGUGUACGGCAAAGACGCCAGCAUGUGGAAGCUUCAAGGUAAGGAGAAUUUCUUGGCAAUUCUGAAUCUCUACAUGGAAAUCCACGGCACUGUGUACUACGAGACGCAGCGUCCCCCAGAGGUUCCUGCUUUUGUCAAGAACCAUGGUCUGUUGCCUCAGCAGGAGCUGCAGCAGCUUCUAAGAAAAGCUAAGCUCUUCAUUGGAUUUGGCUUUCCUUACGAAGGCCCCGCCCCAUUGGAAGCCAUAGCCAAUGGCUGCAUUUUUCUUCAACCCAAGUUUAAUCCCCCGCACAGCUCCCUCAAUCAUGAGUUCUUCAGAGGGAAGCCCACCUCCAGGAAGGUGUCCUCGCAGCAUCCGUAUGCUGAGCAGCAUGUUGGCAGGCCGCAUGUCAUCACCAUCGACUUCAAUAACACUGAAGAGUUUGACGCAGCCAUUCGUGAGAUCAUGAGGAUUGAUGUGGAGCCAUUUCUGCCAUAUGAGUACACCUGUGAGGGAAUGCUUGAACGACUCCAUGCCUAUAUUCAGAAUCAGGACUAUUGUUCCCCAGAGGUCCUGUUCCCUCCAGUAAACAUGUCUUGGGCUCUGCUCGGAGGACCGUUCAUUCCGCUGGCCAACUCCAGAAUUUUCGCUUGGUCCUCCAACAUGAGCUCCUUUUCGUCGUGGCCUCCUCUGUCUGCUCUGCUGCUGUUAUCAUCACUGCAAGGCCAGUCGUGUGUGGAGGCAUGCCAGACUGAAGGGCUAAUCUGUGAACCUGCCUUGUAUCGUUUCAUCAACAUUAAGGAAGCCUUCAGCGCGCUGGACUUCCGGUGUGACGGAGUGGAGUCUGAAAUGAACCACCUCUUCCCUGCCUUCUCCGCAGAGCACGCUGAAUGUGGUCUGCAGCAUGACCCGCUGCUGUUCAGCUGCGCUGGCUCCAGCCCAAAAUACCAGCGUCUUUGCCCCUGCAGGGACUACCGUAAGGGACAGGUGGCGCUGUGCAAGGACUGCCUAUGACCAAAUGAGGAGCCUUGCAGAAGGCGUCUCGUUUACAGCGCUUUGUAAAGUCCCAAACUCUCCCAAGUGUUUGGCAGUGAACCUUUGAACUGAAAAAGCUGUGAUGUUAAGCGGCCGCGCUGACUUUUAGCAAUGACCUGGAAAAGCCUGCUAAGAAAGGGAGCAUUUUAUUGACCUCUCAGGGAAUUGCAUGAUUGUGCUUUGAAUUUGAAUGGGUUAGAAACCUAUGUUUACAAGUUCUCAUAAUGGCGUUGUUACAAAAGGAAGAAGAAAUGUUUAAUUUCAUGGACGAGUCMGAACAAAACUCAACAGCAAUCAUUAGUAGAGUUUAGUUUAAAAUCGGUUUGAAGCGCUUGAAUUUUAAAGGGAUAUUUAUUCAGUUUUGUGAGAAUACUGACAGCAUCAUAGUGAGAUAUUUGUAUAGAUGCACCUAAAGCCAUUUACACCACUUUGAAAUGUACUAUUUUACAUGUUCUGUGAAAAACAAUAUUUGUACAUAAGUGUUGUAUAAUAAAAGACGAUGAAAAAUGA
This is a messenger RNA of Austrofundulus limnaeus, 3101 nucleotides long. RefSeq names its product alpha-1,6-mannosylglycoprotein 6-beta-N-acetylglucosaminyltransferase B (gene mgat5b). Gene Ontology annotation, biological process: protein N-linked glycosylation. Gene Ontology annotation, cellular component: Golgi apparatus. The record is from RefSeq and is a predicted model, not a curated record. NCBI's taxonomy places the organism in Eukaryota, Metazoa, Chordata, Actinopteri, Cyprinodontiformes, Rivulidae. Gene Ontology annotation, molecular function: alpha-1,6-mannosylglycoprotein 6-beta-N-acetylglucosaminyltransferase activity.